AAUUUGGGCUUCUUAGAAAUCCCCAACACCAGUCCUAUGCUUCCCGCACUUCAACACACACCAUCUCUUCUCUCCCAUAGCUUUCACUUAAAAAAAAUUCUCAAGAAUCUCCCUUCCCGUUUGCCCGUUUGCCUGUUUGGCCCUUCCGGCGUUGCCUAAACCAUCGUUUGACAACCGAGAAACGGCGCCUGAGCCUCCCCGAUCACCCAUGGACCUCAACAUGAACCUCAACAUCUCAACUACCUUUCAGUAUUGGCUUGUGAAGCACCCAGCCAUCCUGCACUUCUCAUGGAGCCCUAGUGAAACCCCGGCCUCAAGCCCACUCUUCCUAUCCCUAACUAUCAUCGCCUACCUCGCCCUCACUUUCCUCCUCUCCCACCUCCCUCUCCCACUUAUCAAACCCCGCCGCCUCAAACCCAUCACCGCCGUCCACAACCUCAACCUCCUCCUCCUCUCCCUCAUCAUGGCCGUUGGUUCCCUGGUCUCCAUCUUCUCCUACGCACCUUACCCUUUCUGGAUCAUCUGCUUCCCACCCAAAACCCCACCAACGGGGCCUCUCUUCUUCUGGGCGUACAUCUUCUACCUCUCCAAAAUCUACGAGUUUGUGGACACCUUCUUGAUCAUCCUUAGUGGGUCCUUUCAACGGCUGACAUUCCUCCAUGUGUACCACCACACAAUGGUGCUGGUCAUGUGCUACAUUUGGCUCCACACCUCACAGUCUCUGUUCCCGGCGGUGAUCGUAGCAAACGCCACGGUGCACGUGGUGAUGUACACCUACUACUUGCUGGCUGCGCUUGGGGUGAGGCCUAAGUGGAAGAGGAGGGUCACCGAGUUUCAAAUAUUUCAGUUCAUGUCAAGCUUCGUGGGGUUGGUUUGGAUGCUCAUCUAUCACUUUAACGGGUCGGGUUGCUGCGGGAUCUGGGGAUGGUGCUUCAAUAUUUUUUUCUAUGUUUCUCUUUUGGCUUUGUUCAUGGACUUCCAUGCUAAGAGUUAUGGCAGCUCCAAGAAGGAUUUGUGAUCAUGAUGAUGAUGAGAUCAAGUAGUUCCCUUGAAUGUAUUUUGUGUUAUUGAUUUAUAAUGCAUCAAUUAAUUUCUUUCUAUUAAUUUUCAUAUUUGAGUAAUUUUUUUAAUUAAUAGUGAAGUGUUGAAUCACAGAUCUUCUUCUCUGUAUAUUUUAGUAUUAUUGUUGGCAUAUUAGUAGCAUAUAUAUAUAUAGUUGCUAUAUUUUUUUUGUCAGCAUCAUCUUUGCCCUAGAUAGUAGAUAGUAGUAGAAUUAAGAAAGUGGUUAACACCCCAUUUUGCUUCUUUUUUUUUAAAGUUGUUUUUUUUUCUUCGGUCGUAGUUAAGAAGGAGAUGUGGGUUUUCUCACACACUGCCAAAGUGCUUAAGUGUCAUAAAAAUUCAAACAUGAGAUCGUUGAUCCUUUUUCACCGAAUUAGACUCCGUUUACUUGUGUUUUAAUUUGUGGGGUUUAUAUGAGGGUUUGGAAGUCAUAAGAUGCAAAGGGACACGCAUCCCUUUUCUUGGAACGCAGUCCUUUUGCGGUAAGUCAAGUGUUAAUUGCGCACACAGGGGACAGACAUAAGCUAGGGCCUGCCAUACACUGUAGUAUGGGUUGCGGAUCAUAUUUUGAGCAAGGAUAAACCAUAUAACCCCCCAAUGCAAUUACUUUUUUUUUUUUUUUUGUUCAAUACCCCAAUGCAAUUACUAGUAGGUGGUUAAAUGCAAACAGUAUAGUCGUCACUUCAUAAUAAUUUUAUUAACAAUUAUAUAGUAAAUGUUUAUUGGAAAAUAAAAAGGGAAUGCACAGCCAUAUCAUUAAAUGCUCCAUACUCAAGACCAAUGUCUUUUUUUAGUCUAUUAUUUACUGUUGUGAGAUUGAAUUUUCCUUUCAAAAACUCGUGUUAUUAAUUCGGCCCCUCCAC
Messenger RNA from Prunus persica (peach), 1925 nucleotides. Its product is annotated as putative elongation of fatty acids protein DDB_G0272012. Gene Ontology annotation, biological process: sphingolipid biosynthetic process; fatty acid elongation, monounsaturated fatty acid; fatty acid elongation, polyunsaturated fatty acid. Bases 209 to 1018 code for a protein of 269 amino acids. Gene Ontology annotation, molecular function: fatty acid elongase activity. Gene Ontology annotation, cellular component: endoplasmic reticulum membrane. NCBI's taxonomy places the organism in Eukaryota, Viridiplantae, Streptophyta, Magnoliopsida, Rosales, Rosaceae. The transcript is spliced from 2 exons. The record is from RefSeq and is a predicted model, not a curated record.